AUGGAAGACACAGUCGCAGACUCUACUAGACAUGGCCAGGUCCAGGUCCAUUUUAUUACGAGUUCUGAGGACCCAACAAUCGAGCUGGAGGAGGGGAAAAGACAGCUUCUUGUGCCCACCAACGUGCGCAGAUAUGGUCUCUCCCAGAUUCUGAAUUCCGAGUCUAUGCUCAACACCGAUGCACCAAUUCCUUUCGAUUUCCUCAUCAAUGGAACCUUCCUCCGCACAACCCUCGAAGAAUACCUCACGGCGAAUGGCCUCUCCUCAGAAACGACUGUCGAUUUGCAGUAUGUCCGGAGUUUGAUUCCGCCGUUGUAUGAAGCAAGCUUUGAACAUGAUGACUGGGUCAGCUGCGUGGAUAUUCUGUCUGCGACGUCAAGAGCGGGGUCUUGGGAUGGACAUGAUGUAGUUCUGGGGCAGGAGCGCAUACUCUCCGGAUCAUACGAUGGAUUGCUGAGAGUGUGGAAUAAGUCUGGACAAACAAUUGCGACAUCAGCUUCGUCCAGCGCCGGAGGUCAUUCAUCGAGCAUCAAGUCUGCGAAGUUCAUUUCGCCUACACAAAUUGCCUCUGCUGGUCUGGAUCGCACAAUCAGAAUAUGGAAAUAUGCGGAAGCGGAAGAUCACUUCUCCGCGACUGUGAAGCCUACAUUAGAGCUGUACGGCCACAGCGGCGGGAUCGAAUCGAUCGACGUGUGGGGGCCUUCGAAUCAAGUGCUUUCCGGAUCGACAGAUGGAACUAUUGGACUUUGGACAACUUUGAAGAACUCGGCACCAGAGGCGAACCCCUCCCUCAUAUCGUCUGGACCAACUGCAAAGCGCCGAAAGCUUACCACCUCGACGUCUACAGCACAGCGUGGUCCUCUCUCCCUCAUAGGCUCUCACACUGGACCCGUAAAUGCAGUCAUUUUCAACCCACUCGACCACACUGUUGCAUACUCCGCAUCCCAAGAUCACACAAUCCGAACCUUUGACUUGACUACGUUCAGUUUGGUCGACACAAGAACAACAUCACAUCCGUUACUUUCCUUGACUGCCCUGCCAGGUAUCAGCCACCAGUUAUUAGCAGCAGGAACUAGUGCACGCCAUAUCACACUCCUCGAUCCUAGAAUAUCUUCUCAAUCUACACAGGUCAUGACUCUUCGCGGUCACACCAACAAGAUUGUCUCUCUCGCCCAGGAUCCAGAAAGCAGAUUUGGACUUGUCAGUGGAAGUCACGACGGGACCUGCCGAGUAUGGGAUCUGCGAAGUUCAAGACAGGGAACUAAGGAUGAAGGUGGUGGUCAAGUGGGUGAAGCUGUGUAUGUCGUGGAGCGAGAAAGCCACAAAGAUGGCAAGAGGCCGGUUGGUGGAGAUGGUAUCAAGGUCUUUGGUGUGGCAUGGGAUGAGAAUGUUGGGAUUGUCAGUGGAGGCGAGGAUAAGAUGCUGCAGAUCAACAGAGGGAGAGGUGUCACAAAAGCAGCUUCAUAG
Messenger RNA from Cadophora gregata, 1467 nucleotides. It is a transcript of the gene YTM1, whose product is annotated as ribosome biogenesis protein ytm1. Gene Ontology annotation, cellular component: preribosome, large subunit precursor. Gene Ontology annotation, molecular function: protein binding. Bases 1 to 1467 code for a protein of 488 amino acids. Lineage: Eukaryota; Fungi; Ascomycota; Leotiomycetes; Helotiales; Ploettnerulaceae. Gene Ontology annotation, biological process: ribosome biogenesis. The record is from RefSeq and is a predicted model, not a curated record. The transcript has 2 exons.